UUUUGCUAAAGAACAUUGCGAUAUUGGUAAAUUGAUUAUAUUCUUAGAAUAUUACCUUCCUGGUAUCAAACUUGAAUCAAAGCUGGGCAAUUGUACAAUUUUCGCUAUAAUGUAUAGCAGCUUAUCAAAUCUAACUAGUUUGCUUGAUCUUUUGCAAAAACGUAAAGGGGACUUGAAUAUAAAAAGCUUUUAUCUCAAGGAUUGCUCUCUCGAUACAGUUUUCCAUAAUGCUCUAAGAACAGAACAAAUCGAUAACGUUGCUGCCAACAUUGAAGAGUUCCAUGGAUUAGUUUAUAGAAUACGAGAAAACAGGGGAUCCCGUUUUGAACUCAGUAAAAAAAAGAUAAAUCCUUUACGGCGUACGCACACUUUUAUUGUUCUGCAAAAGUCUCUAAUCAGAGACAUCAGAUUCUACUGCAUGCCAAUGCUGCACAUAUUUCUGCCAACACUGUUAACCAUCUGGGCUCUCAGUAUUUCGUAUCUGGGCCAGAAAAUGGAAAUGAAACCCUUCCCCGUUAACCUCUUCGGUAAGGCCACUACUCUAGUGCAGCUUAAAGCUACGGGUAGGCCACUACUAGCCGCAGAAAGAAGGUACGUCAGCGAAGGCGCCAUAGAACUGGAACCGGAUAAAGAUAUUAUGGAAUAUAUGCGCAAUUAUUCUGCCGACCAUUACUUGCUAACCGAUAUGAAGUUUACUGCUGCAGCCAUAUUUAAGGAAAAUAACGUUGAGGCCCUGUUCAACAACAAAUGGCUUAACACUGCUCCGAAUAGUCUGGCACAAGUGAUGAAUGCCCUGGCUUUUGCUUUUGUGGGUUCCGAAUCAAGGAUUUAUGUGGAAAUGGAGCCAUUACCCUACACUACAACUCAUUCUGUACAGUUGCAUCAUAGCAUAGACAGUAAUGCUUUCAUGUUUACUAUUAUCCUGUGCUUCUCUUUCGGCUUUAUAUGGACUCUACCUUUGCUAUUUUUUACAAUGUGGCAUGGAAGUCGAUACGGUCAUAUUGAGGUGAUUGCCGGAAUGCCGAUUUGCAGACUAGGCAUGGCAUCUUUUAUAUAUAAUGUACUUAGCAUAGUCAUAUGCUGCCUACCAUUGAAUUUAGCUAUAAUUGUGGUUCACCGUGACAUUCUUAUGAAUAUGGAGGUUUUCAUGUUUUUUAUCCACAUAUUACUAGCAGCUGCUUUCUGUGCCCAGUGCAUGAAUUGUUGUGUUUCUUUCUGUUUGGCAGAGCCUCGUUCUGGUUAUUUAAUACUUUCAAUAUUUUUAUCAUUAGGCAUAGUGAUCUAUGUCCGAAUUUUUGAGUUACAGACCCUGCCAAAACUGGAAAAAACUGCUCUUCUGAUUUGGGACUUACAUCCCCAUUUCGCACUUAUUCACAACCUGAUGCACUCUAAUAAAAUGUAUGAAAUAACAGGCCUGUGCAAUGACCAGCAGACAUAUCAGACUAGUGUGCAUUUGGAGCAAUGUCAAAGAAUGCCAAACUGUUGCGGUGAGUUUUUCUUUUAAUAAUUUAAAAAUGUAUUUUUCUUUUUUACAAAUGAUUAGAGUGAAUCAGU
Drosophila miranda is the source of this 1554-nucleotide messenger RNA. RefSeq lists its product as uncharacterized. Bases 110 to 1504 code for a protein of 464 amino acids. The record is from RefSeq and is a predicted model, not a curated record. The transcript is spliced from 3 exons. NCBI's taxonomy places the organism in Eukaryota, Metazoa, Arthropoda, Insecta, Diptera, Drosophilidae.